This is a messenger RNA of Rosa chinensis, 2008 nucleotides long. RefSeq names its product ankyrin repeat-containing protein At5g02620. The transcript has 3 exons. Gene Ontology annotation, cellular component: plasma membrane. Bases 89 to 2008 code for a protein of 639 amino acids. The record is from RefSeq and is a predicted model, not a curated record. Gene Ontology annotation, molecular function: protein phosphatase 1 binding; protein phosphatase regulator activity. Lineage: Eukaryota; Viridiplantae; Streptophyta; Magnoliopsida; Rosales; Rosaceae.
CUUCCUGAUCAACUUAGUUUCUCGCUCAUUGAUAUCCUUUGAUCAUUUAUCUUUCGAAUCUUGUUCUAUACUACAAGAGAAAAAGAAAAUGAAUCCCUCUGAUUCAGCUGAGACGGAGAGUAGUCCAACAUCGGCCUAUCAUGCCAUUAUACUGGAGGAGACCAACGCAAUGUUCUGUUCUGAAUGGAACCAGCCAAAAUCUAUACCAGUCAAGAAAAGCUUAAGCGGCAUGGAUACUAAGGUGUUCAAGGAGGCACGAGAGGGCAAUAUUGAUGCCCUUAGAGAACAUAGUGAUUAUCUUCACCAGAUAUUGACUCCAACCAAAAAAACAGUCCUCCAUGUCUAUAUAGCUUGCGUAGGCAGUGCAAGGUUGACAGAGUCUAAAGAAUUGCUGAAGUCAGCCGAGGCUGUAAGGGAGAUGCUUAAAAUGUGCCAGCGGCUACUAUUGCAGCCAAACGAGAGCGGUGAUACUGUCUUACACUUAGCGGCAAGACACGGACGUGCUGACAUAGUUGGAGUUCUUAUUCAGGCUGCAAAAGACUGGCAUGGUGACCUCGAGGAAGGUAUCACAUCAAAAGAAGUAUGCUACCAGUUUCUCAUAAGAAGACGUAACGAGGAGAAAAACACAGCCUUGCACGAGGCAGUGCGGUUUAAUCAUCUAGAUGUGGUAAAGAUAUUGACUGGGGAAGACCCUGAGUUUUUGUACUCUGCUAAUGAUGCUGGCGAAACUCCAGUAUACAUGGCUGCCGAAAGAGGAUAUCGCAGAUUGGUUUUUGAAAUCCUUGACACCUGCACAAGCUCAUCCUACCAAGGACCCGAUGGUUUAACAGCUCUACACGUUGCAGCUGCAUACGGUUAUGAUCAAAUAACGAGAAGACUACUAGAGAAGGAAAUGACGCUAGCGACAGCAGCAGACGGAGAAGGAUAUACUCCACUUCAUAUAGCUGCAUGUAGUGGUCACGUUUCAAUUGUGAAACAAAUACUUGAAUGUGACAAGUCCACUGCCUACAUUGGCGACAUUAUUUACAAGUUGACACCCGUUCACUGUGCAGCCUAUGCAGGGCAUGUAGAUGUACUGAAACUGCUUAUUUUCUACUGCCCUGACAGUUUCGAAUUGGUAGCCACUGAAGGUCUCAAUGCCCUACAUUUUGCAAUUAUUGGUAAUCAAUAUAAAGUAGAAGAGUUUGUUCGAAAAGAUCCAUGGCUUAGUAGCGUCCUUUUAAAUAGCAAAAAUUAUGUCGGGAACACACCUCUCCAUCAAAUUGCUACUUCUGAAAAAUACGAAGGCUUGAAAUUUAUCAGUGAUUCGAGAGUUGAUAAGAUGGCAUUCAACACAAAAAAUAAGAACGCGCUAGACAUCAUUCUAAAGAGCAUGGAUUCUCAGUGGAAGAGAAAUCUCUAUCAAGGUUUGGAAAAGUCUGGUGCAAGAGUAGGUCAACGAAAGUCAAGAGACAAAGAUGGUGGCACGAAAGACCAUGUAAGUAAAGGUGACGAAGAGUCAAAACACAAGGAAAUAAAAGAAUCUCAUUUGGUCGUGUCUACACUCAUAGCAACUGUAACCUUCGCAGCAGGCAUCACUGUGCCUGGUGGUUAUCAAAGUGAAAAAGGGCCGGAUCAAGGUUUGGCGGUUCUAUCAAGAUAUGGACCUUUCGAGGCAUUUGUGAUAACAAAUACAUUAGCCAUGAUUCUGUCCAGUUGCGCCGUCAUGAUACGCUUUUUCUUGUCGCUAAAAGGGUACCAUGGGCCAAGUUCAUUAUCUGUGCCAAUAAGUUGUACAUUUUCCGCCCUAAUUGCAAUGGUGGCUGCAUUCCUUACCGGUGUAUAUGCCGUAUUAGGUGGCCGUUCUUCAUUAGGACUUGCUAUUACAGUUUGUGUGCUCGGCAGCGUCUUCUUCCCGGUUUUGGGUUUUGUUUCCAUUUCUCCAGCUUUCAAUACUUUUCGUAAGCUUGCCUUUCAUCUCGCAAUACGGAUAGUUGAAUGGCUCGGAUUGGAGUAUUAUUUUUUUUAG